Molecule: messenger RNA, 720 nt
Organism: Ilex paraguariensis (yerba mate)
Lineage: Eukaryota; Viridiplantae; Streptophyta; Magnoliopsida; Aquifoliales; Aquifoliaceae
Source: the annotation of a GenBank genome assembly
AUGGGAAGAAAAUUAUUUUUCUUACUUGUGCUAGAGUUCUUUCUUGUACCAUCCACUGAGAAUCCAAUAUUUGGAUACAAGCUUGUGCUGGUUUGGCCCAAUACUUUCUGCCAGAACACCCAAUGCAACACUCCUAUUCCACAACAGUUCACCAUUCAUGGUCUAUGGGGCUAUGACUCCAAGUCAAAUAUUGUUGUCAAUUGCCAUAAUGGACCUGCUUUUGAUCGCAGCUUGCUAAACCCAAUUGAAAAACAAUUGAAAUUUGACAUGCCUGGAUUGGAUCGUGAUGAUGAAAUUCACUGGAGGCACCAGUGGAACAAGCAUGGAAAAUGCAGUGGAAUGAGUGUCUUUGAAUAUUUCAAGGAGAUUCUUACCCUCAAGCAACAAAUUGACAUAGACAAAAGCUUAGCUGACAAAGGCAUCAAACCCUCUUUCUCGGACUUUUAUUCUGCUCAGAAUAUUGCACAAGCCAUUGAUAGAGGAACUUAUUAUGUUCCUCAACUUGAAUGUAACCAAGACCCAAGCGGUGCGAAACAAUUGUUCCAGGUCUUCUUCUGCUUAGACAAGGGAAAGAAGCUCACAAAUUGUCCCAAAAAACAUACUCGAUACCAAUCUCAAUUUAUAGCCUCAAAAUGCACCAUCCCCCUUCCCACUGGUAGUACCGACAGCGUUAAGCUACCUCCACCUCCUCCACAGUCACCUUCUCCAGCAGUGCAGUAA